This is a messenger RNA of Nothoprocta perdicaria, 2156 nucleotides long. RefSeq names its product gap junction protein alpha 9 (gene GJA9). Gene Ontology annotation, biological process: cell communication. Bases 609 to 2156 code for a protein of 515 amino acids. The transcript has a single exon. NCBI's taxonomy places the organism in Eukaryota, Metazoa, Chordata, Aves, Tinamiformes, Tinamidae. Gene Ontology annotation, cellular component: connexin complex. The record is from RefSeq and is a predicted model, not a curated record.
UCCACCAGGUCACGCACUGCGUGUCACGGAGCAGCCUGCUCUGAUGGCUGCGCUUACAGGGCAAACACCUUAAUUAUCAACGGGAGCUAAUUAGUUGCUACAGUCUUCCUUCAUAAAGGCUAAUACUUUUAUUUCUGAUGUCUUUUCACUCUUCUCUGUGACUUUUAUGAACUUCUGGUAUGACAAUAGACAAUCAGCUUCAAAAAUAACUCUCAUCUUGCAAUUUAUGGAGCCUGCACGAGAGACUGUGAUGCGUUUACCUAUGAACUCGCUCAAAGGGGCAUAUUUAAGAACUAAGAGCUAAGAACUCAAUCCUGUUAGACGUCAAGCACCUCAGGAUCCACGGACUUUGAUCCAGAUUGCUUCAUGCCUCCUAGUUCUGUCCUUAUCAAUGUCUUCUACUGAUACAUUAGAUCUGGAUGGACAAUGCGCUUCUCUGAUUACCAGCGAAUAAUGGGUUAUGCUGCAUUGGCUAAAAUGUCAGAUACGAUGGGUCUUCUACUGCAGUUUUCUUGUUAAUAUAUUAAGGAAUGAGUGCAGCUUUUCUAGUAUUUUAUUUUAUUUCUUUUCUCUCUCAUACAUUUUGGUGUUAAGAUGGCAGAAUAACCAUGGGAGACUGGAAUUUCCUUGGAGGCAUUUUAGAGGAGGUCCACAUUCAUUCUACUAUUAUUGGAAAGAUUUGGCUAACUAUCCUCUUCAUAUUUCGAAUGCUUGUCCUUGGAGUGGCAACUGAGGAUGUUUGGAAUGACGAGCAGUCAGAAUUUAUCUGCAAUACUGAGCAACCUGGUUGUAGAAAUGUGUGUUACGAUGAGGCCUUUCCUAUCUCUCUAAUAAGAUACUGGGUCUUGCAAGUCAUAUUUGUGUCCUCCCCUUCCUUGGUGUAUAUGGGUCAUGCCCUGUACAGGCUAAGAGCCUUAGAAAAGGAGAGGCAAAAGAAGAAAGCUCAGAUCAGAGUGGAACUUGAAAGCACUGAGUUAGAAAUGACUGAAAAUCGGAAGAGGCUGGAGAGAGAACUCCGGCAGCUGGAUCAAAGAAAACUAAACAAAGCGCCUCUGAGAGGAUCUCUGCUCUGCACUUAUGUGAUUCAUAUUUUUACUAGAUCUGCCGUGGAAGUUGGUUUUAUGAUCGGGCAAUAUCUUCUGUAUGGCUUUCAACUAGAUCCCCUUUAUAAAUGUCAGAGAGAUCCGUGUCCAAACAUAGUUGACUGCUUUGUAUCCAGGCCGACGGAAAAAACAGUGUUCAUAUUAUUUAUGCAAUCAAUAGCAACUGUGUCAUUGCUCUUAAACAUCUUGGAAAUUAUUCACCUAGGAUUCAGAAAAAUUAAAAUGGGACUCUGUGGACUGGAUAAAACCAAGGAUGACCUUGAUGAUUUCUACAUAAAUAAAUCCAAGAAAUACUCUGCAAUUCCACGCUCUUCUUUGGGAAUAUCUGCAACUCCACAAAAAACGCUUCCUUCUGCACUUAGUGGUUAUACCUUUUUAACGGAAAAGCAAACUGACGCCAGUGUCUAUCCGGUUCUAAGUCCUCCUGCUGUCUUCCAGUCUAUUCAGAAUAACCGCGGCAGCAAUUGCACCCAUCACAGCCACGAAAACAGACUGCCGGAGCAGAGGCCAACUACCAACGCAUUAGACCAUCAGCUUCGAAACACUAGCACAAAUAAUAACGAAGGCUUGAUCAGGGAGCUAGCUCCUGAGGAAAAGGAUCCGCAAAAAGAAGCGGGAAAGCAGCAUUCCCUUCUUUGUGCGGUGAGCGCGGACGGGCCGGCGAGCGCGUGCUUGAGGAGCUUGGCUCAGGUGCUCCCCCAAGCCUCGCCGCCGUCCGAUCCCCUGCCCAUGAACUGUCCGAGGAGACAACGCGGAGGCAGCAGCUCCUGCGCCGGCCCCGCGCCGGCCCCGAGCGCCGGCUCGGCAGCAAAUCCCCUCCAGAGGAGCGGCAGCAGGAGACCGAGCAGUUCCAGCGCGAGGAAAGGCGCCGGCGCGUGCGGAGCGGAGCCGGCGAGCGGCCGCGCGGCCUCUGGCGACUCCGCCGGCGAGGCGAGCUCGGAAUCGAGGCAGAGCCGGAGCUGCGGGAGCCCGGCGGCCUUCCCGCCGUCCCGGCGCGUCUCGUGGUCGAGCGGCGCCAGCGGCCGGCGCGCGCCCACCGACCUGCAGAUCUAG